Exophiala bonariae is the source of this 3540-nucleotide messenger RNA. RefSeq lists its product as uncharacterized. The record is from RefSeq and is a predicted model, not a curated record. Gene Ontology annotation, molecular function: RNA endonuclease activity; ATP binding; protein serine/threonine kinase activity. The transcript has a single exon. The coding region runs from base 1 to 3540 and encodes 1179 amino acids. Gene Ontology annotation, cellular component: IRE1-TRAF2-ASK1 complex. Lineage: Eukaryota; Fungi; Ascomycota; Eurotiomycetes; Chaetothyriales; Herpotrichiellaceae. Gene Ontology annotation, biological process: IRE1-mediated unfolded protein response; protein phosphorylation; intrinsic apoptotic signaling pathway in response to endoplasmic reticulum stress.
AUGGCCAAACCUCCACUUCGGCCUCCCAGUGGCCGACGUGGAGGAUCCAAUAAAUCCAUGCUCACCUGGGCUAUCCUCCUCCUCCUGAUUGCUGCCGCUCAAUCUCAAUCUCAAUCCCUCCCUCAAUCCGACUCCGUCCAGAGAAUAGUGGCCGCCACCCAAAGUCUUCACACAGAGUCGAGUCAUCGCCCGAGGCCUGGCCGCAGUCCAGCAGAGAUCCCUCUCCUCAACAACGACGUGACAACCGUCAACAAAUUCCGAAGUACCGAUGAAUCCCCCGAAAACCACAAACUCCAUCCUUUGGCUCCAGCUCACGACUAUCGUGAUGUUGUUCGAGCACCACUUGUCCAGCCUGUCGAGUCCUCUUCUGGUCUCUCUUCGCUUCAUUCAGCGCGGCUGCUUCAAGACUGGGAGGUGGAGAACCUGAUACUCCUAGCCACCAUAGAUGGCACAAUCCAUGCCAGAGAUCGAAAAACUGGCAUUGAAAGAUGGUCUUUGGGCAUUCCCAACAGUCCCAUGAUCGAAACCAUACACCACAAGCUGAAUCGGAGCCAUUUGGAAAGCUCGCAGUAUGAAGAUGACUACAUGUUUAUCGUCGAGCCCAGCAAAGACGGAAACCUCUUCCUUCAGCACAAAGACCCCAGAAUUGGUCUGCAGCGCCUCGGCGUGACCGUCAAAUCCCUCGCCAGCGAUGAGCCUACCAUCAUGGAGGAUCCUCCUUUGGUUACAAUCUCCAGCCAGAGAACCACCGCUUAUAUCGUCGAUGCUGCCACCGGCCACAUCAUCCAGGAGUUCGAUACAUUGGCACCUUUCAACACCGAUCAAAGCCGCAGCUGCCGGCGGCUGAGUGGUUUUGAAUUAGACGACCCCGCCUGCGAACCAUUGGGUGAGCUCAAUCUCGGCAGAAUUGAAUACACCGUCCAGAUAUCUCACAAGUAUACACGCCAAUUGCUCUGCACCAUCAGAUUCGCCGAAUGGCUGCCAAACAAAGCAGAUAGCGAUCUACAGGAUCAGUAUAUUGCCCCUCUCGACAGCUACCACAUUCAAAGUCUGUACAAUGGCCGUAUCAUUGGUUUCAACACUGAUUCGAUCCAACCUCGUGCCUUCAAAUUGGCCCUCGACACUCCCGUUGCUCGAGUUUUCGAUGUUGUCCGCCCCAUCGACAACACUGAACAGACUCCGAAAUUGGUCCUUUUGACACGUCCCUCGGACACAGCCCUUGUCUCUUCCCCAGAAGUCUGGCGUAAUGAAAUGCAACGAGCUGACCGCGUCUUUGUCAACAAAACCGAGACUGGCGUGUGGUAUGCAAUGUCUGAGCUCUCCUACCCGGGUGUCACCAGCGGCGCUGCACCAGCUAGCUCUCACUGGAAUUAUGAAAUUCUUCCCCUGGAUUUCGAUGGAGAUCUCGAUGAGAUCGUCGGUGUCCAUGUUCUCUCUCAAUCUCAAACCGGUUCGCCAUUGCGUUUGACCAUCUCUCCUCCGCCGCCCAAGGACUUGGGUGAAGAGUGGGAGAGAAACAUAAUCGAUCAAAAGCCACCUUCACCGCUGCUCCCUACCUUGAGCCAUCCAUUGUUAUCGGUCUUCAACAUCAUUGUUGUCAGCAUUUUGAUCUUUAUUUGUGGAGUGCAGUUGAAGCAACCUCUGAUGUUGAAGUUGCAGCGGCUCCUGAAGAAGGCUGGUGUCGAGAUUUCCAUCGACAAAUCCGCAACCGUAACAGCCACCCAGCCAUCGCAGCCCCUUAGCGAACAGAACCCACCAGUCGCCAAUGUGUCGGAAGAGAAGGAUGCUGCGGAAGUGGUGACUGAGGUUGUGGAACAGAUCACGACCCCGGCCAGAAGCCGCGCGCAGAGUUCAGUCGUCACCAUUGCCAGCCCUGUCAAAGGUGCUGUCAAAAUACCCGAAAAUAAUGAGGAAAGCUCUGAUGGUGAUUCCGAAGACGAAAAAGGAAAGCAAGAAAGUGCAUCUGGUGAGCCAACAGAAAAUGGUGUGGUGCCGCGUAAAAGACAAGCGAAACGUGGCAAACGUGGAGGGAAGAAAAACAAGAAGGGCAAAAAGACCAUGGAUCCAGAAAUCAUGGAUGAUGAAAUUCUUACACCUGAAAUUCCUAUCAAAGAUGGACCUCUUCAGGUCGGUCGGCUAAGGAUUGAUACCAAGGAGGAAAGCUGUUUGGGUCGUGGUAGCAAUGGCACCGCCGUAUUUCCAGGGACUUUGGACGGCCGUGAAGUUGCCGUGAAGCGCCUGAUACGUUCCGCCAACAGCUUGGCCGCCAAAGAAAUCAAACAUCUACUCUCAAGUGAUGAGAAUCCCCAUGUUGUACGAUACUUCGGCAAAGAAGAAUCUCAACACUUCACCUACAUUGCACUUGAGCUUUUCACGACAUCUCUCGAUCAAUUCAUCGAACGACCCCUCCAGUAUCCCAAUCUGAUCAAGCUUCCGGAAGGGUUUGAUGUCAAAGACUGUCUUCGCCAGAUCACAGACGGUGUACAGCAUCUCCAUUCACUCAAACUGGUUCAUCGUGACAUUAAACCUCAGAAUGUCCUGGUCAAAGCUGUCAAGAGUAAUCGACCCUCAAAUGGUCUACCCAAACUUCAGUUUGUCAUCUCGGACUUUGGUCUUUGCAAGCCUUUGGAAGAAGGACCCGAGUCAACCUUUGCUCCAACUGCCAAUCACACUGCUGCCGGUACUACUGGUUGGCGUGCUCCGGAGUUGUUGGUCCAUUCUCGUGCUGCUCUGACUGCACCAGGUUCCACUUCAACAGCAUCGAGAUCAACUGUCCAUUCUAGUGAAGGUGUGGUUGAUCGUCCUUCAGGCCGUCGGGCAACGAAAGCCAUUGAUAUUUUCUCGCUUGGUUGUGUCUUCUACUAUGUCAUGACUCAAGGGCAUCAUCCCUUUGAUGUUGGGGGAACUAGUCUCGGUCGUGAUCUCAACAUCAAGGAGAACAACUUCUCCACAGACGCCCUCCGCCUCCAUGAUUACCAAUUUGAUGCCGAUGAUCUAGUGAUGCAAAUGUUGAAGAACAAUCCACGAGAUCGACCUGAUACACAAGAUAUACUUCGCCAUCCAUACUUCUGGGAUGUGGCUGACAAGCUGGAAUUCCUGUGUGAUGUUUCUGAUUGCUACGAAAGAGAGAAGAACUCGAUCAACAACAUCUUCGAUGACAAAGCCAUUCGAACCCCGGCAGAGCUAGCAUCCUUUGCUGAAUUGGCAGCGCUUGAGUCUCUGGCACCCAAUGUCAUUGGACCCUCGAAUGAUUUUCUACGGGCUAUUCCUCGGAGCUUCAUCAACGAGAUGGGAAAACAACGGAAAUACACAGGAUCCAAGAUGAUCGAUCUUCUACGUGUGAUCCGAAACAAGAAGAAUCAUUUCCAUGAUCUUCCCGACGAUGUCAAGGAACAGAUGUUGGGCGGAGGAGCCAAGGGUUACUAUGGAUUCUGGGCCAAGCGGUUCCCUAGUUUGUUGAUUAAUUGUCAUGCCUUGAUCAUCGAGAGGGGAUUAACCACAAGAUUCAGGAUGGAGCGUUAUUUUGAGGGUGGUCUAUAG